CUCCGCUGAAGUUAAAGGAUCAGCUCUAGUCCUCCUAGCGGAAGGUCCGAGGGGAAAUCCGUCCUGAUCGGCUGGAUUUGAAAUAUUGUGAUAUGAUGAGGUAGUCGGUGAGCUGGCGGGGAGGAAGCACAGGGCUCGAGCUGAACAAAUAGACUUAAAUCAAGGUUGUGCUCUGCGGAAUGUGAUUCUUCAGCUUUCCCCUGUCUCUCCAUCCAUCCCACGAUUGUACAUAGACCCAACACCAGUCAUGUUCAAGUCCCUCCUGGCCGGUCUGGCCCUCCUGGCCACCGCGACCGGGUCCGCCGUGAGCAUCACCCCGACCGUGACGAAUUCCUCGUUCAGCUUCGGCGAGCACUACGCGGUGCUCAACCUGGACCUGAUCAAUGACAUUGUCGGCACGGCGAACACCACCGCGGCGGGCGCGACGUGGAUUAAUAACACUGCGACAUGGAUCGAUACGUGAGUUCUCUCUGCGGAGCCACGCCACCAAACCACUUCUUUCCCCUCCAAAGCCAUCACUCGGGCGACAUCCAAUCUAACAAAUUCAGCGUCCACAAACAGUCCCCACCCCCGUUGAGCAUCUUCACCCGCAUCUACUUCUCCAACGUCCUGCGUCCCGAGAUCGGCCCUGACACCCCCUUCGGCCAAGCUGUGGCCACCCUCGGAAACCUGACCGCGUCGAGCCCCGGCGCCCAGCUGUACCCUGCCUUCAAGCCCCUGGACAACUGGGACGUCGUGCUGCAGAAAGCCCGCUACUACGCGGGCGCCGGAAACCCGCUGGAGGAGAUCCUCAGCAGCCAGAAGAUCGACACCGUGGUGCUGUCCGGGGCGCGGACAUCCGGGGUGAUACUGAGCACAGCAAUCCGGCUUUUUGACCUGAACUACAAUGUCUACGUCAUCUCGAACAACACCUUCGAAACGGCGUCGACCUACUCAACCCAGAACCAGAAGAUCAUCCUCGAGGGUAUCCUCCCCCUGCUCCCGGUCAACAUCAUCACCAUCGAGCAGGCCAUCGACGCGCUGUCCCGGUCCGGUCCAGCGGUCUAUUAACCAACUUUCUGCCCUAGUAGGCGAAACACGGAUGGAUGGAUGCUUACGGACGACACGCUGCUCUAAUGUAUGUUAGCACUUAUAUAGCAAACAUCGUUGCGACCGAGCAAAACCCGACCCAACCGGACAGCUGGCCAGCCCUUGUAUGCAAUGGGCGCUAGAUUGGGAUGGCGCAAA
Aspergillus heteromorphus CBS 117.55 is the source of this 1227-nucleotide messenger RNA. RefSeq lists its product as uncharacterized. The transcript is spliced from 3 exons. NCBI's taxonomy places the organism in Eukaryota, Fungi, Ascomycota, Eurotiomycetes, Eurotiales, Aspergillaceae. The coding region runs from base 448 to 1050 and encodes 200 amino acids. The record is from RefSeq and is a predicted model, not a curated record.